This is a messenger RNA of Fukomys damarensis (Damara mole-rat), 2258 nucleotides long. RefSeq names its product keratin 5 (gene Krt5). Gene Ontology annotation, biological process: intermediate filament organization; keratinization. The record is from RefSeq and is a predicted model, not a curated record. Gene Ontology annotation, cellular component: keratin filament. Bases 176 to 1927 code for a protein of 583 amino acids. The transcript is spliced from 10 exons. Gene Ontology annotation, molecular function: structural constituent of skin epidermis. NCBI's taxonomy places the organism in Eukaryota, Metazoa, Chordata, Mammalia, Rodentia, Bathyergidae.
GAACAGGAUGGUUUGCCGUUGUAACAGGCCAGAGGAUUCUCAACAUGUUCCUGAUGAGAUUAGAAGCUCCUGCAGGGUAACAGAGCCACCCGCCGCGUCCUGCUGAGCUCUGUUCUCUCCAGCACCGUCCAGUCCACCAGUGCCCUGCACUCUUGCUCCACCAGGAACAACCACCAUGUCUCGCCAGUCCAGUGUGUCCUUCCGCAGCGGGGGCAGCCGCUCCUUCAGCGCAGCCUCUGCCAUCACCCCGUCUGUCUCUCGCACCAGUUUCAGCUCCGUGUCCCGGUCCGGGGGUGGCGGUGGUGGCAGGGUCAGCCUUGGGGGUGCUUGUGGAGUGGGUGGCUAUGGCAGCAGGAGCCUCUACAAUUUGGGGGGCACCAAACGGAUCUCCAUCAGUGCUAGCCGCGGAAACUUCAGGGACAGAUUUGGUGCCAGUGCUGGAAGCGGCUUCGGCUUUGGAGGUGGAGUCGGCAGUGGACUCGGUUAUGGCGGUGGAGCUGGCGGUGGUUUUGGGCUCGGUGGUGGAGCUGGCUUUGGAGGUGGCUAUGGGGGCGCUGCCUUCCCCGUGUGUCCCCCGGGCGGCAUCCAAGAGGUCACCAUCAACCAGAGUCUCCUCACUCCUCUGAACCUGCAAAUCGACCCCACCAUCCAGCGAGUGAGGACUGAGGAGCGGGAGCAGAUCAAGACCCUCAACAACAAGUUCGCCUCCUUCAUCGACAAGGUGCGGUUCCUAGAACAGCAGAACAAGGUCCUGGACACCAAGUGGGCCCUGCUCCAGGAGCAGGGCACCAGGACAGUCAAGCAGAGCCUGGAUCCUUUGUUUGAGCAGUACAUCAACAACCUCAGGAGGCAGCUGGACUCCAUCCUUGGGGAGAGAGGCCGCCUGGACUCAGAGCUGAGGAACAUGCAGGACCUGGUAGAGGACUUCAAGAAUAAGUAUGAAGAUGAAAUCAAUAAGCGUACCACCGCUGAGAAUGAGUUUGUGAUGCUGAAGAAGGAUGUAGAUGCCGCCUACAUGAACAAGGUGGAGCUAGAGGCCAAGGUGGAUGCCCUCAUGGAUGAGAUCAACUUCAUGAAGAUGUUCUUUGAUGCGGAGCUGUCCCAGAUGCAGACACAUGUAUCUGACACAUCUGUGGUGCUGUCCAUGGACAACAACCGCAGUCUGGACCUGGACAGCAUCAUCGCUGAGGUCAAAGCUCAGUAUGAGGACAUUGCCAACCGCAGCCGAACUGAAGCUGAGUCCUGGUAUCAGACCAAGUAUGAAGAGCUGCAGCAGACAGCUGGCCGACAUGGUGAUGACCUCCGCAACACCAAGCAUGAGAUCUCUGAGAUGAACCGCAUGAUACAGAGGCUAAGAGCUGAGAUUGACAAUGUCAAGAAGCAGUGCGCCAACCUGCAGGCCGCCAUCGCUGAUGCCGAGCAGCGUGGAGAGCUGGCCCUCAAGGAUGCCAGGAACAAACUGGCAGAGCUGGAGGAGGCCCUGCAGAAGGCCAAGCAGGACAUGGCCCGGCUGCUGCGUGAGUACCAGGAGCUCAUGAACACCAAGCUGGCCCUGGACGUGGAGAUCGCCACCUACCGCAAGCUGCUGGAGGGCGAGGAGUGCAGACUGAGUGGAGAAGGAGUUGGACCAGUCAACAUCUCGGUCGUCACCAAUAGCAUGUCAACUGGCUAUGGCGGUGGCAGUGGCUUUGGCGGUGGCCUCAGCGGAGGCUUUGGAGGUGGUCUUGGUGGAGGUAGCAGCAGUAGCUACUACUCCAGCAGCAGUGGGGGUGUUGGCCUCAGUGGUGGGCUUAGUGCAGGUGGCUCUGGCUUCAGUGCAAGCAGUGGCAGAGGAAUGGGGGCGAGCUUUGGCAGUGGCGGGGGCAGUGGCUCCAGUGUCAAAUUUGUCUCUACCACCUCUUCCUCCCGGAGGACCUUCAAGAGCUAAGAAGAACCCGCUGCAAAUCACUUGUCCCCUGAGGGCAGCCACCCGGCACCCAUGGAGUUGCCUCUUCUAGCCAGUCUCCCAAGCUGAGUUUUCUCUUUUUCUGGAGAGUAGUCUAGAAAAAGCCUAUUGCAGAACCACAUUCUUUGGUUCCUAGGAGGACCUAGUUUCUUACUUAUCACCCACAUCACAAUUCUAUCUUCUACUUCAGAUCACGCUUUUCUCUCCACAGUGUGGCCUGUCAUGAUACAGGAACCCAAAGUUUUCCAAUCUCUAAACCAUCAAAACAGAAUCUGCACCCCAGUGCCCACCUUAAUCUCAUCCUGGUUCUGAC